AUGCCGGAAUGGCAAACACAGCACACCACCGCCCCCCUCCCCACCCCCUCCGACCUUUCCUCUUCUUUUUCGCUGCGCGCCCCUCCCGCCACUGACCUGUGGGCCUCGCCCCCGGGCACCUGCAUCUUCACCGCCCCGUUCAUCUACCAGGCGAUGCCCUUGGCCUCCUUCCGAGGGGCCCGCGUCACCAUCGCCGCGGGGCUAGCUGAAAAACCCUACGCCCAGGCCGGCCUGGCUCUGCUGCUCCCGCAGUCCGACGGCCAACGCAGAUGGGUGAAAACCGGUCUCGAGGUUCUGGAGGGUAGGCGGGUCCUGGCGACGGUGGGGCGGGAUCGGUGGCCGGAUUGUAGUCUUGUGCCGGCGGAUCAUGAACUGGGUAGGGUGACGAUGGAAUUGAUACGUCAGGAGAACAAUCUUAUCGUUAGCCGCGUGAAGCGGACGGAAAAUGGGGAGGGUGAGAGGGAGGUUCUCCAUUUGAUUCAGGAGGAGUGCUGGGUUGGGGUCUUUGUUGCGAAUCCGUCUGGUGAGGCGGAUGCUUUUGAUGUGUGGUUUGAAGGGCUGGCUGUGGAGGGAAUGGAGGAUGGGCUUUGA
Aspergillus japonicus CBS 114.51 is the source of this 591-nucleotide messenger RNA. RefSeq lists its product as uncharacterized. The transcript has 2 exons. The record is from RefSeq and is a predicted model, not a curated record. NCBI's taxonomy places the organism in Eukaryota, Fungi, Ascomycota, Eurotiomycetes, Eurotiales, Aspergillaceae. Bases 1 to 591 code for a protein of 196 amino acids.